Cetraspora pellucida is the source of this 3117-nucleotide messenger RNA. Lineage: Eukaryota; Fungi; Glomeromycota; Glomeromycetes; Diversisporales; Gigasporaceae. The record is from the annotation of a GenBank genome assembly.
AUGGACAUUCCGUCAUUACGAACAUUAAUUGUUGACAAUUAUGAUUCCUAUACUUUUAACUUGCUUCAACUAUGGGGUGACGAAAAAAGCGUCAAAAACGUAGUUGUGAUCAGAAAUGACCAGUUUUCUUGGACAAAGUUUAAGAAUCAUGUACUUCCACAUUUCGACAAUAUCAUUAUAUCACCAGGACCAGGUAGUCCGAAGAACGCUUCUGAUUUUGGUAUAUGUGCAAAAAUCCUUGAAUUAGAUAACAUUCCAAUUCUAGGUGUAUGCUUAGGACAUCAAGGCAUUGGCGUCUCUUUUGGUUCUGAUGUUGUAAAUGCUAAAAGAAUAAUGCAUGGAAGGUUAAGUCCUGUUUAUCAUGAUGGAACAUAUGAUAACACGUCUUUAUUCCUAGGCAUACCAAGUCCAUUUUGUGCUGUCAGAUACCAUAGUUUGGUGAUCGAUAAUAAAGGUUUGCCUCAACAAUUAAAAAUUUCAGCUUGGUGUUCCGAAGACGAUGAUGAUUUGCAGGAAGGGCUUCUCGACAAUAAGCCUCCUCCUAAAGAAUUGAAUACAAUCAUGAGCUUAAAGCAUUCGUCUAAACCAAUUUUUGGCGUUCAGUUUCAUCCAGAGGCAUGGUUUUCUGUUUGUACUGAAUAUGGAAAUCAAAUUCUAAAAAAUUUCCAAGUUAUAUCGCACUUAUUUUUAAAAAAACGAGGAGUUUUGUUUCCAAGACCUACACUUCCGCAGUCUAUUACGUCACUUUCAGUAGUCCCUAUAAGUGUUAACCUACCUAGACCAUCAAUCUCGAUGACUUUCCCCGGGCACAUUCUCAUAAUAAAGGAACUUGAUAAAGAUAUUUGGGUUGAACCAUCAAUCGUCUUUAAGCGUAUUGUCUCUGUCGAUAAAUCCAUUACAGGAAAAUGGUGGUUGGACAGCUCAAGGCAACCAGACCCGCAAAAUCGAUUUUCGUAUAUGGGUUCGACACCAGCCUUUUCAAAUUCCUUUUCAACAUCAUAUUCUACGCAUAAUAAAACAUUAUCGAUCACAUACUCAAAUGGUUUAGUGAAAUCAAAAAAACUCGCAGAUGAUCAAACAUUUUGGGAUUGGAUGUCCGAUAUAAUGUCACAUUUUAACCAGCGUAUUGCUGGGUUACGGAUAUUGCAUAAUGAUGGGAGUCUUGAAAAUAUUAGACAUAGACUACCUUUUGAUUUUCGGUUAGGAAUGGUGGGAUAUUUUGGUUAUGAAAUGAAACUAGAAUCAAUGCCUAGUUGUUCUUUGCCAAAAGAAAAUUCGGAUCAUUCUUUUGCAUGUAAUAGUCCAGAUGCUGCGUUUGUUUUCGCAACUCAGGCAAUAAUAUUUGAUCAUAUCGAGAAGCGCAUGUGGGUUACUGGUUUGGUACGUGAUGACUGCGAUGUUUCUGCUUCAUUGAAUUCUAUAGAUGUUGGUGAAUUAUGUAGUAUUACUGGAUUUUCAUAUUCAGAUUUUUUAUCAUGGGUCAUGUCUACUGAAAAAAAAUUAUGCAACAUUAAUGCUGAACCUCAUGUAGUAUCAAUUAAUAAUAAUUAUAAGCCUUCUUCUACUACAAUUCAACCUCCCUUUGUUCCCGACAUGAUGUCUGAUUCCUAUAUAAAAGCAAUUGAAAAGUCACUUCAAUAUAUCUAUGAAGGUCAAUGCUAUGAAAUUUGUCUUACCACACAAAUUCGAACUUCACUACAAAAUAGACUCAGUGAUAUUUGCGAACUUUAUCAACGUAUUAGAUUGGAUAAUCCUGCGCCAUUUUCUGCAUUUCUCUAUUUUCCAACAGAAGAUGUAGCAGUAUUAAGCUCAUCUCCUGAAAAAUUUAUUCAAAUAAAUAGUGAAGGUGUUGUAGAAAUGAAACCAAUUAAGGGCACUCUUGCGAGAGCAAAAGGCUGUGUUUGUUCAAAAGUGGAAAAAUGUGAUAAUGGUUCACGAUGUGAAGAAAUUAGAGAAAAAGAUGAUGCGAGGAGAAAACAUGUUCUUGAAGGAGACUUAAAAGAACGUGCUGAGAACCUAAUGAUCGUUGAUUUGAUCCGCAAUGAUUUGGCGCAAAUAUGUCCACCACAUACUGUAGAAGUUCCUGAUUUGAUGAAAGUAGAAUCUUAUGAAACUGUUCAUCAACUUGUGACCACUGUUCGUGGAAAAUUGUGUGAUUACUUAGAUUGUGUUAAGGCUGUACAACGCUGUUUUCCACCGGGAUCCAUGACAGGUGCACCUAAAUUGCGUGCCAUUCAUCUUCUAAAUGAAUUAGAAAAUAACUCUCCGAGAGGAAUUUAUUCUGGAUGUUUAGGAUAUGUGUCUUUACAAGAUGGAUAUCAAAAAGAUACAGCUCAAUUUAGCGUCGUCAUAAGAACUGUUGUUGUUUGUAAUGGAACUGAUAUAUCUAUUGGAGCUGGUGGUGCGAUUGUUCAUCUUUCAAACCCAGAAUCGGAAUGGCAAGAAGUUGUAUUAAAAUCGCAAUCUGUUUUACCAAGAAUUAGGAAAUAUACAGUUUCUUCGAAAAAUGAUGUAGAUCCAAAGAAAAAAGCUCAUAGUAUCAUUGAUUCCCUGCCUGGCAAUUCCUUGCUUACUAAAACUGGCUAUAUUACCGUGGGCACGGGACUAGUAACUUUAGUUAUUUCAAAGGAAUUAUAUAUAUUCAAUGAAGAAACUGUAGUGUUAUUGGCCUUUAUUGGUCUCAUGGUUCCUCUCUAUCGUGUACUUAGGCAGCCCUUCAAUGAUUGGGUUGAAACACAAAAGAAUCGUGUCAAUAGCAUCCUUGAUCAAGCUCAGGAAGAUCAUAAACAUGCUGUCAAAGAAAGAAUUAACACUAUUGGUCAACUAAGCGAUAUUGUUGAUAUCACAAAAGCAUUGUUUGCUAUGUCCAAGGAAACUGCAAAAUUGGAAGCCGAAGCCUUCGAAUUGAAACAAAAAUUUGCGGCUGCUUCUGAGAUAAAAUCUGUGUUAGACUCAUGGGUCCGUUAUGAAGCCUCAUUACGUGAACGUGAACAAAAAGCUCUCGCUAGUCAUGUUAUGGAACGUGUGAUGGCUCAAUUACGGGAUGAAAAAACGCAACAAGAGAUUCUCAUCCAAUCUAUUGAAAACGUUGAAAGUGAGCAUCAUUGUGUUUUCUGA